AUGCCUGUGACACGGGCUGGAGGCGGCAGUGGUGUCGUGGGUCCCGUGGUCACGGCCUGGCAUUUGGCAGCAGUGAUGAGCGGGCACGAGGAAGAGCGGGUACCAGUGGACCAGGGCCUGGGCCACGGGACAUUUGAGGACGUGGCUGUGUACUUCUCUCAGGAGGAGUGGGGGCUCCUGGGCGAGGUUCAGAGACACCUGUACCAUGAUGUGAUGCUGGAGAAUUUGGCCCUUAUAGCCUCGCUGGUGAAGAAAGACAUCUUCAACCUGGCUGAGCGUGAAGGGACGCACGCUGGGCUGAAGCCAUGCACUUGUGGGCCUUGUGGGAAACUGCGCUUGCUCAGUUCACACCUCCACCAGCACCGGAGACAGAACCCCGGAGAGAAGGCCCUCAGAAGGGAGGAGAAUGGGGCUCUGUUUGUAAAGAGCAGGAUCCCCGUGUCAGACAACAUUUUCCCCAGUGGAGAGGCCGAGAAGGAUUUCCUGGGUGGCGUGGACCUUCUCCAGCACCAGGCCAUCCCCAGUGGAGAAUGUCCGCACGGAGGCAGGGGGAGCAGGGUGGUUUCUUGCCCUCGGGAAGGGCAGUGCAGCGCAGCGAGCGUGGGCAGCCCUGCCACUGAAAGGAUAAGUUCACAGAGCAGCAGAGUGCUUAUGCCGGAGAAGGCCUUCGACAGUGUGACAUUUGAAGACGUGGCCAUGUCCUUCUCUUGGGAGGAAUGGGGUCUCCUCGAUGAGGCUCAGAGAUGGCUAUUCCACAAUGUGAUGCUGGAGAACUUUGCACUUGUGACCUCCCUGGGAACUGUGGACACUGCCAUGCACGGGAAGCAGCGCAGUGUAGAGAAACCCCUGAAGAGGGCUUCACUUGUGAAGAGCUGCAGGUUCCAUGUGCCAGGGGAGUCCUUCACCUGUGGGGAGGUCGACAAGGACUUCCUCGCCGGUUCAGGCGAGCACCAGCACCAGGCCAGUCAUGAUGGACAGAAAGCUCACAGCAGCACCAUGUGUGGGGAAGCUGUUCACAGUGGGAAAAGCCAUCACAGUUGGUGUGAAGGCAAGAAAGCCUUCAGCCACAAAUACUCUCUUGCUCAACACCAGAGUGUCCAUGCCCAAGAAAAGCCUUACAAAUGCAGUGAAUGUGGGAAAUCCUUCACCCGAAGGUUUAACCUCUUGCAGCAUCAGAAAGUCCACACUGGAGAAAUGCCCUAUAAAUGUAAUGAAUGUGGAAAAUUCUUCACCAAUAUCUUCGGUUUCAUUCAGCACCAAAGAACUCACACUGGGGAAAAGCCUUACAAGUGCAGCAGAUGUGGAAAAUUCUUUGGCCAAAAGUCUACUCUUACUGUACAUGAGAGAAUUCACACUGGAGAAAAGCCUUAUGGGUGCCGUGAAUGUGGGAAAUUCUUUAGACAUAGCUCCAGCCUCAUUAAACAUCAGAGAGUUCACACUGGAGUGAGGCCUUAUAAGUGUGGUGAAUGUGGAAAAUGUUUUACUGACAACUCCUGCCUCAUUAAACACCGUAGAAUUCACACUGGAGAAAGGCCUUAUGAGUGCAAGGAGUGUGGGAAACUUUUUAGCCAAAGUUUUGGACUCACUCAACACCAGAGAGUUCACACUAGAGAAAGACGUUAUGAGUGCAGGAUAUGUGGGAAAUCCUUAACCCGCAAGUCCUACCUCAUUCAACACAACAGAGUUCACGCUAGAGACAGGGCUCCCGAUCUAUAUACAUGCAGCAAAUGUGGGAAAGUCUUCAGUCAGCGGCCUGCUCUGAUUGAGCACCAGAAUGUUCACAGUGCAGGUGGGCUUUAUGAGUGCACUGAAUGUGAGAAAGCCUUCAGCCAGAGAUGUGACCUCAUUUGA
This is a messenger RNA of Lynx canadensis (Canada lynx), 1851 nucleotides long. RefSeq names its product zinc finger protein 154-like. The record is from RefSeq and is a predicted model, not a curated record. The transcript is spliced from 8 exons. Gene Ontology annotation, cellular component: nucleus. Lineage: Eukaryota; Metazoa; Chordata; Mammalia; Carnivora; Felidae. Gene Ontology annotation, biological process: regulation of DNA-templated transcription. Bases 1 to 1851 code for a protein of 616 amino acids.